AUGGACCGCAGACUGCUGAGAGCACAAAACAACCUCAAACUAUUUGUCGGCCUAGAUCGCCGCCGGGGGGGAGGUCCAACGCUAUGGGUGGGGACGGGAAAAGAGCAGCGGAGGGGGGCGCACACGGGCAGAAGGCACCACCACAUGGGGGUUGGGGGGGGGGGGGGGGGGGGGGGGGGCGGGGGUGGGUUGAAGGGGGCCAGGGGGGGGCGGAACCGGUGUAGCGACACCCCAGUGAAGAACCGAACAAUGGGCAGCCGAAGCAGGUCGAAACGGGGGGGGGGGCGACCGGGGGACCGGGGGGGGGGGGGGGGGGGGGGGGGGCACAUAUAA
Messenger RNA from Knipowitschia caucasica, 333 nucleotides. NCBI's taxonomy places the organism in Eukaryota, Metazoa, Chordata, Actinopteri, Gobiiformes, Gobiidae. The record is from the annotation of a GenBank genome assembly.